AUGGGCCAGGCGGAGGAGCUGCUCCGCGAGUGCCCCGUGACGUGCGAUAAGACGAAGGCGCGCGGCGCGCGGCUGUACCUGAUGGCGAAGAACAAGGCGAUGCAGCAGGCGACCAAUUCAUGUGGUUUUGCCAACACUUGUUGUCCGGGGCAGGAUCACAGUUGUCAGCCAGCGGGAGCGUCGUGUUAUUGCGACGAGCUUUGCUUGACCAACCAGGAUUGUUGUCCAGACUACGUGGCGACAUGUGGCGGGGAGCCGGGCUCUGGCGGGGAGCCGGGCUCUGGCGGGGAGCCGGGCUCUGGCGGGGAGCCGGGCUCUGGCGGGGAGCCGGGCUCUGGCGGGGAGCCGGGCUCUGGCGGGGAGCCGGGCUCUGGCGGGGAGCCGGGCUCCGGCGGGGAGCCGGGCUCUGGCGGGGAGCCGGGCUAG
Molecule: messenger RNA, 426 nt
Organism: Emiliania huxleyi CCMP1516
Lineage: Eukaryota; Haptophyta; Isochrysidales; Noelaerhabdaceae
Exons: 2
Coding region: 1-426 (141 amino acids)
Source: RefSeq, a predicted model, not a curated record